AUGAAGCGCAGCCUGAGGAAGAUGCUGCGCCCCGGGGAGAAGAAGGAGCCCCCGGGCGUUGUCUACCAGGGCGUGGAGGACGACAUGGACGACUCCGAGGACUCCUUUAAGGUGGUUUUUGAAGGCAGUACAUGUGGCUUACAAAACUUCAUGAAGAAACAAAAGAAAUUAAGCAAAUAUGAUGAUACGAAUGCCUCCCCUUUGCAUCAUGCUGCAGGAGAAGGUCAAGUGGAGCUGAUGCAGAUGAUCAUCAAUGACUCCUCUUGUGAAGCGCUGAAUGUGAUGGAUGAUUAUGGAAAUACCCCUCUGCAUUGGGCCGCAGAAAAAAACCAGGUUGAAAGUGUUAAGUUUCUUCUCAGCAAAGGAGCCAACCCAAACCUCCGAAACUACAACAUGAUGGCGCCCCUCCAUAUAGCUGUGCAGGGCUUGCACAACGAGGUGAUGAAGGUCUUGACUGAGCACAGCAGUACUGAUAUUAAUUUGGAAGGAGAAAAUGGAAACACAGCUGCAAUGAUUGCAUGUUGCAAGGAUAAUAGUGAAGCCCUGCAGAUAUUGUUCAACAAAGGAGCUAAGCCAUGUAAAUCAAAUAAAUGGAAAUGUUUCCCUGUUCACCAGGCUGCGUUUUCGGGUGCCAAAAAAUGCAUGGAAAUAAUAUUAAAGUUUGGUGAAGAACAGGGAUAUAGCAGAGAGUCUCAUAUUAACUUUGUGAAUAAUGCGAAAGCUAGCCCUCUCCACAUGGCGGUUCAGAGUGGCGACCUGGAAAUGAUUAAGAUGUGCCUGGACAAUGGUGCACAGUUGGAACUGAUGGAGAAUGCGAAGUGCACAGCCCUUCAUUUUGCGGCCACCCAGGGAGCCACUGAGAUUGUUAAAUUGAUGAUAUCUUCCUUUUCCGGUAGCAGUGAUAUUGUUAAUGCAGUGAACGGAAAUCAGGAGACGCCACUUCACAGAGCCUCGUUAUUUGAUCACUAUGAACUAGCCGACUACUUAAUUUCAGUGGGAGCAGAUAUUAACAGCACCGAUUCUGAAGGACGUUCUCCACUUAUAUUAGCAACUACUUCUGCAUCCUGGAAUAUUGUAAAUUUGCUGCUCUCUAAAGGUGCCCGUGUAGACAUAAAAGAUCAUCUUGGACGUAAUUUUUUGCAUUUGACUGUACAGCAACCUUAUGGAUUAAAAAAUUUGCGACCUGAGUUUAUGCAGAUGCAACAUAUUAAAGAGCUGGUCAUGGACGAAGACGACGAUGGGUGCACCCCUCUACAUUACGCAUGCAGACAGGGGGUCCCUGUCUCUGUAAAUAACCUCCUUGGCUUUAACGUGUCCAUUCACUCCAAGAGCAAAGAUAAGAAGUCACCCCUACAUUUUGCAGCCAGUUAUGGGCGUAUCAACACCUGUCAGAGGCUCCUGCAAGACAUGAGUGACACGAGGCUUUUGAAUGAAGGUGACCUGCAUGGAAUGACUCCUCUCCACCUGGCUGCAAAAAAUGGCCACGAUAAAGUAGUUCAACUUCUUCUGAAGAAAGGUGCAUUAUUUCUCAGUGACCACAAUGGCUGGACUGCUUUGCAUCAUGCCUCCUUGGGCGGGUACACUCAGACCAUGAAGGUCAUUCUUGACACUAACUUUAAGUGCACGGAUCAGCUGGAUGAAGAAGGGAACACCGCGCUUCACUUCGCUGCAAAGGAAGGCCACGCCAAAGCCGUCGCACUUCUCCUGAGCUACGGGGCGGACAUCAUCCUGAACAAGCAACAAGCCUCCUUUUUGCAUGUUGCAAUUCACAAUAAGAGGAAGGAGGUGGUUCUUACAACCAUCAGGAACGAAAGAUGGGGAGACUGCUUUAAAGCUUUCAGUCAUUAUUCUCCAAGCAAUAAAUGUCCAACCAUCGAAAUGAUAGAAUACCUCCCAGAAUGCAUGAAAGUACUUUUAGAUUUCUGCAUAAUACCCUCCACAGAAGACAAGUCCUGCCGAGACUACCAUAUCGAGUAUAAUUUCAGAUAUCUUCAAUGUCCGUUAGAAUUCACCAAAAAAGUGACACCUGACCAGAAUAUUAAAUAUGAGCCUCUUACAGCCCUCAAUACAAUGGUACAACAUAACCGCAUAGAGCUUCUCAACCAUCCUGUGUGUAGAGAAUAUUUACUUAUGAAAUGGAUGGCUUAUGGGUUUAGAGCCCAUCUUAUGAACCUAGGAUCUUACUGUCUUGGUCUCAUACCUAUGACCUUACUUGUUGUCAAUAUAAAGCCAGGUAUGGCUUUCAAUUCAACUGGAAUCAUCAAUGAAACUAGUGAUCAUUCAGAAAUGUUAGACACCAAGAAUUCAUAUUCUAUAAAAGUUUGCAUGAUUUUAGUAUUUUUAUCAAGUAUAUUUGGAUAUUGCAAAGAAGUGGCGCAAAUUUUCCAACAGAAAAAGAAUUACUUUUUGGAAUUUAACAAUGUACUUGACUGGAUGAUUUACACAACAAGCAUCAUUUUCGUAUCCCCCUUGUUCGUUGGUAUCCCAGCUCAUGUGCAGUGGCAAUGUGGAGCAAUCGCUAUAUUUUUCUACUGGAUGAACUUCUUAAUGUAUCUUCAGAGAUUUGAAAAUUGUGGCAUUUUCAUCAUUAUGUUGGAGGUAAUUAUGAAAACUUUGUUGAGGUCCACGGUCGUGUUUAUCUUCCUUCUUCUGGCAUUUGGACUCAGCUUUUACGUCCUCCUGAGUGUCCAGGAUGCCUUCAGCUCUCCACCGCUUUCUAUCAUGCAGACCUUCAGCAUGAUGUUGGGAGACAUCAACUAUCGUGAUGCCUUCCUAGAACCGUUUUUGAGAAAUGAAUUGGCAUAUCCAUUUCUGUCCUUUGUACAACUUAUUGCCUUCACAAUGUUUGUCCCAAUUGUCCUCAUGAAUUUACUUAUUGGUUUGGCUGUUGGUGACAUUGCUGAGGUCCAGAAGCAUGCAUUGUUGAAGAGGAUUGCUAUGCAGGUGGAACUUCAUACCAGCUUAGAGAAGAAGCUGCCGCUCUGGUUCCUACACAAAGUGGAUCAGAAGUCCAUUAUGGUGUACCCCAACAGACCCAGACAUACUGGAAUGUUAUUACGUUUGUAUUCUCAUAUCUUUUGCCCCCGAGAAGCGAGACAAGAAAUACCAAAUGCCGAUACAUCUUUAGAAACGGAAAUAUUGAAGCAGAAAUACCGGCUGAAGGAUCUCACAUCGCUUCUGGAAAAACAGCAUGAGCUUAUUAAACUCAUCAUUCAGAAGAUGGAAAUCAUCUCUGAGACAGAGGAUGAAGACAACCAUAGUUCUUUUCAAGACAGGUUUAUAAAAGAGCUGUUAGAACAGAGGAACAGCAAAUGGAGUUCUGUGUUGAGAGCAGUAAAGGCAAAAACACACCCCUCUUAG
Molecule: messenger RNA, 3360 nt
Organism: Equus quagga
Lineage: Eukaryota; Metazoa; Chordata; Mammalia; Perissodactyla; Equidae
Gene: TRPA1
Product: transient receptor potential cation channel subfamily A member 1
Exons: 27
Coding region: 1-3360 (1119 amino acids)
Biological process (GO): transmembrane transport; monoatomic ion transport
Cellular component (GO): membrane
Molecular function (GO): protein binding; monoatomic ion channel activity
Source: RefSeq, a predicted model, not a curated record